AAUCUUACCUUGAACUUGGUCGGGAGCAGAUCGCAGUAGAGCCAACCAGAGCCAAAGCCAAAGCCAACUAGCAACAUUCGUUACAAAAUUCGUGCGGUUCGAUUUCGGGUUUCGAAAAUGGAACAAAGCGCCGUUGUUCUCGUGCGUGUCGAUAAGUGUAUAUAAAUCAAGUGUGUUGACUCUGCCUUCUGGUUCCACCUAACGGUGCAAGUGUAUAAACAAUCAUAUAUAUUCAAUAUAUAAUCCAAGAGAGGAGAGCCAUCUGCCAUCUGCCAGCGAAAUGGACUGGCAGCCUUAUGUUAUAGCAGGCCUGAUCUGCCUGCUCCUGCCAUCGCAGAUUUCCUUAUCCGAAGCCUGGAGUCUGCCAGCCCGCCACUUAGUAAGCCUGGCCGUAACGCCCGCCCCCGUUGGCCGCCGAUUAAAUGAGGUGUCCCCCUAUCUGGACCUGGCCUUGUGCCCCCUCCGAGCGGAGCCCUGGACCUGUGCCCGCCAGCAGUCCGGGAGGAUCCUCGACGCCUGGGACGGAGAGCUCCACCUCCAGUGGCAGAAACUAAAGGUCGAGGCCGAUCGGCAGAUGAACGCGACGAUCGAGAGACGCGGCUACAGCACCUCGGAGUUGCCAGUGAAGGAGAAGCCGUCUUCCAUCCUCAAGAAAAUUGAAAUCGGCACGAAUUAUAUGAAGAAAUACCUGGCCGAGUCGAUGGAUGGUUUCCUGGGGCGCGAAUACGAGUAUCUGCAGACGCCGACACCGAAAGCUGCGGACGACGAUAGUGAAACCGAUCAGAGUGGAAACAGCGUGGAAGACGAGGAUGAGGCGGAUGCCGCCGAGGCAGAAGAUGAAAGCGACGCGGCCGAGGAGGAGAACGCGGAUGAGGGCGACGAGGAUGCCAACAAUGAGGAGGAGGAGGACGACGACGACGACCAGGAGGACGAGGAGGACGACGACUCGGACAGCACCGCAGAGCAGGAUCAGGAUCAGGAAACUGAAAGUGAAAAGGAACCACAAGCGGAGAAUGAAGACGAGGACGUGGAUGAGGCGGUUUCGGCUCCCGAAAGUGAAAAUGAAAAGGAAAGCACGCCAAGUGUCUUCAGUGGUUCGCCAGCUGCGCAGCCGCAAAGUGGUGGGAAAAACCCUGGAUUUCCCGAGGAAAACACUUCGAAUGGUGUAGAGUUCAUCGAACUGGAGGACGCCGAGGAGAAUGCGGCGGGUGCCGUGAAGAAACCAGGUGGAGGCGGUGGGAGUGGCAAGCGGAAGAAGAACAAGAAGGGCGGCAAGCGCAAGAAGAACAAGAAGAAGGGUCAAGGGCACGAGACGCAACCUGCCACGUUGGUGGUGGUUCAGGCGGCCCCGGAGCACCACGAAGUGGACUCGGGACAUGAAGGCGUCUCCUCGGUGGUGAGCCACGACGUGGAUGACGACGAGCCGGUGGGAAAGCCGAUGAAGAAGCGGAAGCAGAAGCUGAACCGCCGCAUGAAGGGCAAGCGGAAGCGGAAGGGUCAGCACGGCGGAUCCACGACGGCGGUGGAGCACGAGCAGAGCGACCUGAGCUUGGGACUGGGGCUCCUCGACGAGCUGGCCGAUGCCGAUGACGUGUUGUCCGGAGUCGGCGGUGGAAAGCGCAAGCACAGGAACCCCCUUAAUUAUGGUAGAAGUAACGGAGUGACCCGUGGCAAGAAGAAGAAGAAGAAGAAGGCCCUGGCCAAGUUCAUAAUGAUCGGCAGCUUCCUGAAGGCCAAGAUCGAGCUGCUGCUGAAGAUCCUGGGAGCCCAUCUGCAGGUCAAGUUCUUUGCCAUAGCCCUAAUCGGCCUGCUGAUCAAUAUAGCCCGAUUCUGGAUCGACGUGAAGCGGGGCAGUCCGCCCUCGAAGGUUGUAUACGUUGAACAUGCCCACCAUCAGCACCACUACGAGGACCACGGCGAGGACUGGAGCGAGCCGGGCAGCUACUGGAAGCGCUCCCUGCAGACGGACCCCUCCGUCGAGGACGUCGACUCCUCCACGGACAGCUACCAGGUGCGCCAGUCGCAGUCGCAGUCGCAGCAGUCGCAGUUCCAGGACCCCCACUACCUGGCCUACCGCAACCAGUGGCAGUAGAUCCCCCCCAAAAAACCACACAAUCCCCCAACCCAACAACCCCCCACCACCUGAACUCUGACCUCCAAUGGAGACAUAUUUAUUGUACUUACUUCGAUUUACUUCGUACUACGACGACGAUGCUGAUGCUGAUUAUUAAAUAAUCCCCGAAGCCCUAGCGCAAAAUUAAUUUUAGCACAAUGAGAAUGCCAGUAAACCAAUUUUAGCUGUAACCCUUAGCCCCGUUAGUGCAAUGCCUUAACUGUAAUCUAAAUCUAAAUUUUAAACUUACCUGUAACGAGAAAUCGAGAACUGUUUCGGAUACAUUCGCAGCGAUUAAAAAACAAACUAGGCUUAAGUUAUUUAUGCAAAUUAUUUAUUGUACUCUUAUGUUAUAUGAUGCUUAUUAAAGAAACAGAUUUGAUAGUUGA
Drosophila ficusphila is the source of this 2502-nucleotide messenger RNA. RefSeq lists its product as uncharacterized. Bases 281 to 2092 code for a protein of 603 amino acids. The record is from RefSeq and is a predicted model, not a curated record. The transcript is spliced from 7 exons. NCBI's taxonomy places the organism in Eukaryota, Metazoa, Arthropoda, Insecta, Diptera, Drosophilidae.